AGAACUGUCGGUCGGUCCGCGAGAGUGUGACUGUGAGUCUGCAAAUCUUCUGGUAAACGGAGAUGAAGCAGACGACGUGGCCUGGUCGAUCGGACGGCUCCCGCUUCAAGGCGCUCCCGCUAUGGAGCGCCAAGGGUGGAAAUCACAGCGAUCUUCACCGGACAAAGCACGGCAAUCGAACCGCCGCUAGUAGAUCAUCAUCAACGGACCGUCGGGAUUACUCGACGCUGCCGGUAGAACUGGUGACGAAAAUCGGGCUGACGCUCAGCCACCCGAGCCUGAGCGCGGCGUCGUUAGCGUGCAAGGCGUGGUGCGAGGCGCUGCAGCAGCUGAGGCAGGCGAUGAUGUACAUGCGGUGGGGGAAGCGGUUCAAGCACGGCCGCGGAGGAGUCAGCCGGAAUACGGACAAGGCGCUCGACGCGUUUCUGAUGGGUGCGGCUUGUGGUUCCCCCAUGGCUAUGGUGGACGCCGGGCUCAUAUACUGGGAGAGGGGCCUCAAGGAGAAGGCCGUCGCUUUGUAUCAGAAAGCUGCGGAAUUGGGCGACCCUGCUGGGCAGUGCAAUUUGGGGAUUUCGUAUUUGCAAGCUGAACCUCCAAAUCCAAAGGAAGCUGUAAAAUGGUUAUAUUGUGCGUCUUACGACGGCCAUACCCGAGCUCAGUACCAACUGGCACUUUGUCUGCAUCAAGGCCGCGGGGUGAAUCGUAACAUACAAGAGGCGGCUAGAUGGUAUUUGAAAGCUGCAGAAGGUGGUUAUUUGCGUGCCAUGUAUAAUGUAUCUCUGUGUUACAAAUUUGGGGAAGGAUUGGUUCGCAGUUAUAGCCAAGCGAGAAAGUGGAUGAAGCAGGCAGCUGAUUGCGGUCACAGUAAAGCUCAAUAUGAGUAUGGGGUCGCUCUUUUUUCUAAACAAGAAAAGAUGAAGGCUGUAGUGUACUUGGAACUUGCUACCCGAGCUGGGGAAAGUGCCGCGGCUCAUGUCAAGAAUGUAAUUCUUCAACAGCUUUCAGCAACUUCGCGUGAUCAUGUAAUGUGUAUUGUCGACAAUUGGCGUGCUUCGUCCUCAACUUCUUGACGGUUUGUAAAUACCCCUUUGGUUCCUGCGACCAUUCGAGGUUGCGUAGUCAUCCUCUUCUGAUGAGUGAUGGUAGUUUCUUUCUUGUAUUGGAUAUGGACAGUUUUGUUAUCAACAAUGGUUCGUGCAUGCACUCUUCUAUAAGUGUGGCCUGAUUGAUGUACAAGUAAUACUGUAGCUGAAAUACCAGUUCUACUUUAGCAUUUGCUUGUAUCUGUAAAGGGAUUGUUGAUGGCCAACCAUGUUGUAUGAAGUGAAUUUACAAUAUCAA
Messenger RNA from Pyrus x bretschneideri (Chinese white pear), 1341 nucleotides. RefSeq names its product F-box protein At1g70590. Bases 63 to 1070 code for a protein of 335 amino acids. Gene Ontology annotation, molecular function: protein binding. The transcript is spliced from 4 exons. The record is from RefSeq and is a predicted model, not a curated record. Lineage: Eukaryota; Viridiplantae; Streptophyta; Magnoliopsida; Rosales; Rosaceae.